This is a messenger RNA of Drosophila albomicans, 2114 nucleotides long. Its product is annotated as fidgetin-like protein 1. Gene Ontology annotation, molecular function: ATP binding; microtubule severing ATPase activity; ATP hydrolysis activity. The record is from RefSeq and is a predicted model, not a curated record. Lineage: Eukaryota; Metazoa; Arthropoda; Insecta; Diptera; Drosophilidae. The coding region runs from base 221 to 1987 and encodes 588 amino acids. The transcript is spliced from 9 exons.
GAUAUCAAUAUACAAAAAGCGCAAAAUCAACUGGCUAUCGAUAUACAGCUUGCAGCCGAACAAUUGCUGAAUGCUAUGACAGUAAAAGGUCUAUUGUUGCCAAACUACCUCAACUUAUCGAUUUGUUUAUCGACGCACCACCACUUUAGAUCUCCAAAUAGCCGGGAAAGUGUCAUGAUAUUCUAAAUUGCAUUUAAAUUGUGCGCAAACGAGAAGCAACAUGUCUAACGAUCAAUGGUCUGAGCUUUUUGCGGCCAAUGAAAAUAUAUGGCUCGACAGCAGUUCAAGUGUAAGCAGGAAACAAAAUGCUUGGCGUACGCAGAAAAUUCUGCUGGCUCACGCAACGCGCAGCAACUUAAAUGAAGCUAUGCACUAUGAGAUUCUUAAAGAGCAUCAGGAAAAACUUGAAAAUUCGAGCAAUGCAGAGUUGUACAUGAAGGAGCGUUUAGCUAGUUGUGAACAGCUUUUAGCGGAGAGUCGUCGAGCUCGUCAUAAUACAAAAAUUGCUGUGGAUUGGUCGCAGUUGCCUUCAAGUACCUCAACUUUUCUACAUUGUCACGGCAAGUAUGAAAGCUGCCGGGGCGAUGAAGUCACAAUUGAUGAACUGCAGCCGGCAACGGCAACAACUAGCGGCAGUGGCAACAAUAGCAGGAGUGCUAACAGCAACAGCAGCCAUAACAGCAACGUGACCAGCUCCAACAAUAGCUUCACUAACAGCAACAACAACAACAUUAAUCAUAACAGCAACAAUGACCACAAUAAUAACGCCAAUAACAGCAACAACAACAGCCGCCUUAACAGCAACAGUAUCGACAACAAUCAAUUAAACCAAAGCCACCUAAAUGCUUCGUCAACUUUUGAAGGCUUCCGCACUGCAAGGGAACAAUUAGUGCUGCAUGAUGCGCUGAAAAACAAUCAAAAUCCGAGCGAUUUAAUGAACUACGGCAAGAAGAAAUCGUUGGGCGGUCGAGGACGUGGUGUAAACGCCAAGUUUGUGCAACCAAUUGGACAAAGUGACAACAAUCCCAGUGGUAGCACUGCACCAGCUGUUAAUCCUGUUGCCGCCGUUCCCAGUGUGUUGCCCUCCCUGGCCCACCUGGAUCCCUUGAUGGUGGAGCAGAUUACACGCGAGAGCAUGCACAAAUAUAAAACCAUAGCUUGGGAGGAUGUUGCUGGCCUGGAAUAUGCCAAGUCCACGUUCAUGGAGACCAUUAUACAUCCAUUACAGCGCCCGGAUCUGUUCAAGGGCGUGCGUCGUCCGCCACGUGGUGUGCUGUUGUUUGGUCCACCGGGCACAGGCAAAACACUCAUAGCCAAAUGCAUUGCCUCGCAGUCGAGAGCGACGUUCUUCAGCAUUAAUCCCUCGUCGCUUACCUCCAAGUGGGUGGGGGAGGGCGAGAAGCUGGUCAAAACGCUAUUUGCUGUUGCAGCAGCCCAUCAGCCAGCAAUUAUUUUCAUGGACGAAGUGGAUUCGUUGCUGUCACAACGCUCGGAUAAUGAACACGAAAGUUCGCGACGCUUGAAGAACGAGUUUUUCAUACAAUUGGAUGGCGCUGCAACCAAUGAGGAUGACAACAUCAUGAUUAUAGGCGCCACAAAUCGUCCGCAGGAAUUGGACGAAGCGGUGCGACGUCGUUUUGUGCGACGCCUUUAUGUGCCGCUGCCUGUGACGCAAGCGCGGCAACAGAUUAUCACCAAUCUGUUGAAGCAAGUGCAGCACAGCCUGAGCGAUGAACAAAUUGAGGGAUUGGCCGAACUCACAGCAGGCUAUUCGGGUGCUGAUAUGGACAGCUUAUGUCGUUAUGCUGCCAUGCAACCGCUGCGCUCACUAAGCAGCUCACAGAUUGAUUCAAUUGAUGCACAACAGUUGCCAGCGGUCACCAUGUCGGACUUUAUGUCCGCUUUGCAACAUGUUUCGAAAAGUGUUUCUCCGGAAGACAUUAAGCGUUAUGUAAGCUGGAAUGAAAUCUACGGCAUCAAGUAUUAACAAAACUACAACAAACCGCAAAUGAAACCUGCUGCCAAACAGUUUCAUUGUAUAUUUUGGUACCAAACAGUAGUAGUCCUAGGCAAGAUCAUAAGUUUUGAAUAGUUUGAAUAGUCGUAAAAUUGGU